Sander lucioperca (pikeperch) is the source of this 3091-nucleotide messenger RNA. RefSeq names its product ER degradation enhancer, mannosidase alpha-like 1 (gene edem1). Lineage: Eukaryota; Metazoa; Chordata; Actinopteri; Perciformes; Percidae. The transcript has 12 exons. The record is from RefSeq and is a predicted model, not a curated record. The coding region runs from base 104 to 2020 and encodes 638 amino acids. Gene Ontology annotation, cellular component: membrane; endoplasmic reticulum. Gene Ontology annotation, biological process: carbohydrate metabolic process; mannose trimming involved in glycoprotein ERAD pathway; endoplasmic reticulum mannose trimming. Gene Ontology annotation, molecular function: calcium ion binding; mannosyl-oligosaccharide 1,2-alpha-mannosidase activity.
CCACUAUCUCUAUGCUUGUAGUUGACAAACAGAUGAUUUCACAUUCAUUCCUCGGACGUAUGUGGACUUAAAGUAUGCGUUUUAAGAUCGACCCGGGGCAAAGAUGCAAUGGAGGUCAAUAGUAGUUGGUCUGGUUGUAUUGAGACUCUCCCUCAGCUGUGUGCUGUGGCUAGCUUUCGGACUGGGACCUAACGUUAGCUGGGGGUUCAACUUCCCACUCGGUUUCAGUUUGCACAAAUUAGACUUGUUAUUCAGGGACGAAAAAGGGAUCGACCCGAAGGGUAACUCGUGGUCUCAACGAAUACACGGUCACAUACAUGAAAAUGCGGCAACCACCUGCGCAAAUGUUGGAGAGGCGUCAACCAAGAGAUCCUACCUGAGCUUCUUCGAUGGCAACAAGGACGAGUACGUCCGGAGAUACAGCUCCUUCCCAGACACACUGAAAGCAAAAAUGAAGGACAUGGCCAAAGACAUGUUUUAUUUCGGGUAUGACAAUUACAUGAAAUAUGCCUUUCCCGAGGACGAGCUGAAUCCCAUUGACUGUAAAGGGAGGGGACCAGACGUGCUAAACCCGUCAAACAUCAACAUAAAUGACGUCUUGGGGAACUACUCCCUUACACUCAUCGACACCUUAGACACCCUACUGGUGCUCGGCAAUGUGACAGAGUUCCACAAAGCUGUCAAGCUGGUUAUAGAUACUGUAUCUUUUGACAAGGACUCAACUGUGCAAGUUUUUGAGGCAAACAUCAGGAUCCUGGGCAGCCUUAUCUCAUCUCACAUCCUGCUGACGGACCCGAAACAUCCAUUUGGCAAGGUCGGCUUUGACGAUUACGAUAAUGAGCUGCUUCACAUGGCUCAUGACUUGGCUGUCCGCUUACUGCCGGCCUUUGAGAAUACCAGCACAGGCAUUCCUUACCCCCGGGUGAAUCUGAAGACUGGCGUUCCUCCUGAUAGCAUCAAUGAGACUUGUACUGCAGGAGCUGGGUCCCUGCUGGUGGAGUUUGGGAUUUUGAGCCGCUUGAUUGGAGAUUCCACAUUUGAGUGGGUAGCCAGACGAGCCGUCAGAGCUCUGUGGAACCUGAGGAGCAACGAAACCGGUCUGUUGGGGAAUGUAGUGAAUAUCCAAACAGGCCAGUGGGUUAGCAAGCAGAGUGGUCUGGGAGCCGGUAUGGAUUCCUUCUAUGAGUAUUUGCUGAAAUCGUACUUACUUUUUGGUGAAAAAGAGGACUACAGGAUGUUCCAAGCUGCUUAUGAGAGCAUUCACAACCACAUGAGGAGAGGGAGAGAGUCAUGUAAUGAAGGAGAGGGUGACCCACCUCUGUAUGUUAAUGUGAACAUGUUCAGCGGUGAAAUAAUGAACACCUGGAUUGACUCCCUUCAGGCCUUCUUUCCUGGGCUGCAGGUGCUGAAUGGUGAUGUAGAUAAUGCAAUUUGCCUGCACGCCUUCUACUAUGCCAUCUGGAAGCGCUUUGGGGCUUUGCCAGAGAGAUACAACUGGCAGCUGCAGGCUCCUGAUGUGCUCUUCUACCCCUUAAGACCAGAGCUGGUGGAGUCAACCUAUCUGCUGUACCAGGCGACCAAAAAUCCUUUCUAUUUACAUGUUGGAAUGGAUAUCCUUCAGAGCCUUGAGAAAAAUGCCAAAGUCAGAUGUGGGUAUGCCACUCUCCACCAUGUUGUGGACAAAUCCAAAGAGGAUCGCAUGGAGAGCUUCUUCCUCAGUGAGACAUGCAAAUACCUUUACCUGCUGUUCGAUGAGGACAACCCACUUCACAAAUCCGACAACAAGUACAUCUUCACUACAGAGGGCCAUGUUGUGCCUAUAGACAAGCGCUUCAGGGAGAAACAGUGGAACGACUUGUUUCCUUGUGAAGAGGGAGUGCUGGCAGAGCAAGAGCCAAACAAGCGGCCACCACCGAGCAACACCAGCAAUUGCAACAGGAUCCCAGAGGAGCGACGGUACACUCUGCCAUUAAAGAGUGUCUACAUGAGGCAGAUCGAUAACAUGGUGGGACUUUUCUGAGUAAGAGGAUGCAUGUGGUGACAUUGAGAUGAACAGGCCUUCUGUACACCCCCCUCAGGUGCAGAUGCGGUGAGGUUAAAAAGGAUCAUUGUUGGUCAAAAUCCUCGUCCCCUCUGUUCCGCUGCUCAGUAUCCAGACGGGGAACUGACACUAAAGGAAACCUGAGAAAGCAGAUUGAUCACUUGCUGUAUUACUGAAAAGACUGUGUGUGGGUACUUUUGCUUUGUUGGGUGAGCAUGAACUUAUGUGCUGGAAAAUGAGGAGUCAUGCUUCAUUUUUGCCUAGUGACGAAUUGAGAUUGGAAGGGAAGGGGAUUUUAGAAUUGCUGGUGUGUUUUUGUCCGUUUAGGUGUUGGUUCAGGUGUGAGUGUGUAUACAUUGUUUGUGUGUGUGUGUGUGUGUGUGUGUGUGUAUGUAUGCAUAAUUGAAAAUUACAGCUGAGCUGUGAAUCAUUGUUUUUUUUGGGAACAGUGCCAUCUAGCCACACAUAUGUAAAAUGUAUAGCCUAUAAAAACACUCACCUCUUAAACUAUCUCUCUAAACAUAAUGAUUAGUGCCUCUUUCCAGUUGAUUCACUUGAUUAGAUCAGUGCUUUUAAAGAAGGGCUGCACAUUAGCAUACUGACAGUGAGAGAGAGGCUCAGGACAACUCGCUGUUUUAAAGUGCCUUUUUUAUUUUUCUUGGUCUGUCUGGAUGUGUUGAAGUAUUUGUCAAGAAUUUGUUUGAGGCAACUGAACGAAUCGAUAUUUGCACAAUAGAUGUCAUUCCAUGUGUAUGUACAGUUUACGCUGAUUAUGACAUUAAGAUCCUUUUUGUUUUUAGACAUGACAAACAAGCCAUAAAAUGUAUUUUUUAAUGUUAUGAGCGAAAAUGUUCUGUCAGACGUAUUUAGUACACAGACUCUUGUUCAGAGUAGAUGGAAGUAGCCAUUUGUGUUUCUUUUUCUGUUUCUCUGUCACAUAUUUGCACAUCAUCAUUACUUAUUCAUUGUCAUGUGGGGAGAACUCAGGGUUGAAAGAAAAAAAGAAAUCAAUUAAUGCUUUCAUAAAAAAAUAAAACUUCAUUGAAAUGU